Messenger RNA from Apodemus sylvaticus (European woodmouse), 6594 nucleotides. Its product is annotated as butyrophilin subfamily 2 member A2. The coding region runs from base 457 to 1998 and encodes 513 amino acids. NCBI's taxonomy places the organism in Eukaryota, Metazoa, Chordata, Mammalia, Rodentia, Muridae. Gene Ontology annotation, biological process: regulation of cytokine production; T cell receptor signaling pathway. Gene Ontology annotation, molecular function: signaling receptor binding. The record is from RefSeq and is a predicted model, not a curated record. The transcript has 8 exons. Gene Ontology annotation, cellular component: external side of plasma membrane.
GGAGGAAGAGAAGAAAGGAGCGGGUGGAAGGGAAGGAAUAAGAGGGAAGGGAAGAAAGGGGCAGCAGGGAAGGAAGACAGGAGGGACAAAGGAUUGUUUCUGGGUAUGCUACCUAGUAACAAGUGACAGAGAGACACAGGAAUACUAUUGGCUGAUGACUGGCUGGCCAAUCCCGGGCUCUAAACUGCUCAAUGGAAAUUGUGAGACUUGCACGCGAAGUGGGUCCGCUGAAGACUGCUGUCCCGAGUCCCCGCACUUUGCGACUAAUGCAUAGGGGAAAGUUCUUUCCUCUCGACUGUAGCAGUUUGUUCUCAGGUGGCGACAGUGCUCAGCGGCGUGUGGGAGAGUAGAGAAAAGGCAGGAUAAUCAGCAUCUAAGAGUCAGAGAAGAAAACGAAGUUAAUUCUAGAAGGUUUUCUGUCCACACGUGACCUAGGCGACGACGUCCUGAAGACCUAUGGAGCCUGCUACCUCCCUGCAUCCUUGCCCGUUAGCCUCCCUUCUCUUCUUGGUCCUCAGCCUGUUUGUGCUGGUCUCAGCCCAGUUUACUGUCAUAGGACCGGCUGAGCCCAUCCUGGCCAUGGUAGGAGAGAAUACCACACUACACUGUCACCUGUCACCAGAGAGAAAUGCAGAAGACAUGGAGGUACGGUGGUUCCGGUGGCGUUUCUCCCCUGCAGUGCUGGUGUACAGAGGCCAUCAAGAGAGACCAGAGGAGCAGAUGGUGGCAUACCAGGGAAGAACCACCUUCAUGAGCACAGACAUCAGCAAGGGAAGAGUUGCGCUCACUAUCCACAAUGUCACCGCCUAUGACGAUGGCAUCUACUGCUGUUACUUCCAGGAAGGCAGGUCCUAUGACCAGGCAACCAUGAAGCUCAUGGUGGCAAGCCUUGGCUCUGAGCCACUUAUUAAAAUGAAGACUCUUGAGGAUGGGAGCAUCUUGCUAGAGUGCACAUCUGAAGGGUGGUACCCAGAGCCCAGAGCUGUGUGGAGAGACCCCUAUGAUGAAGUUGUACCUGCCCUGGAGGAGGAGUACACAGCUGACAGAGAAGGCCUCUUCACAGUCACCAUGACUAUAAUCAUCAGGGACUGCUCUGUAAGGAACAUGACCUGCUCCGUCAACAACACUCUGCUCAGCCAGGAGAUGGAAAGUGUGAUUCUCAUUCCAGAAUCCUUCGUGCCCAGCUUUCCUCUGUGGAUGGUGGUUGUGGCUGUCACUCUGCCUGUAGUAAUGCUGGUCCUCCUCACAUCUGGAAGCAUCUGCCUUGUCAGGAAACACCGCAGGAAGAAAUCGAUUCUGUCAGCUGAAAAAGAAGCCGAAUAUGAAGAGAAGGAAACUGCACGGCAACUUCAAGAGGAACUGCGAUGGAGACGAACCCUCUUACAUGCUGCUGACGUGGUCCUGGACCCAGAUACAGCUCAUCCUGAGCUCUUCCUGUCACAUGACCAGAGAAGUGUAAUACGAGGCCCUUCGAGGCAGUGUGUACCUGACAACCCUGAGAGAUUUGACUGCCGUCCCUGCGUCCUGGGCAGGGAGAGCUUCUCCUCAGGGAAGCAUUACUGGGAGGUGGAGGUAGAAAAUGUGAUGGUGUGGGCCAUUGGUGUUUGUAGAGACAGUGUUGAAAGGAAAGGGGAGGCCCUAUUGGUUCCUCAGAAUGGCUUCUGGACCCUGGAGAUGUUUGGAAGCCAGUAUCGAGCCCUGUCUUCCCCAGAAAAGAUCAUACCUCUGAAAGAGCGUCUUCACCGUGUGGCCGUCUUCCUGGACUGUGAAGGUGGAGAUAUUUCUUUCUACAACAUGAGAGACAGAUCACACAUCUACACAUGUCCUCCUGUGACCUUCACUGGGCCCCUGAGACCCUUCUUUAGGCUCGGUUCUGAUGACAGUCCCCUGUUCAUCUGCCCAGCAUUCACAGGGGCACAGGGAGUCACAGUACCUGAGGGUGGCCUAUUCCUAUAUAGGACAAGACCAACUUCUCAGAGUCUUGUAAGGAAGUCGUAGCUCUCAGCACAGUACCAUCUGGUGGAGACCAGACCCUGUAUCCUUCAGGUCACGUGGUGCAUCUUCCAGCUGCCGCCUUCACACGUACUUCAGGCCCAGGCCUCAGAUCACUACAUUAUUUCUUUUAACUAUGGGUCUUGGCAGACCCAGUCUUAGGAGACGAUUGCUGUGAUAUAGCUCUCUCCUGAGAAGAAAGUAUGAGAAGGGUAGAAAACUUGUAGAUUUGACACGACGAUGCUCUGCUCACAGUGGAUGUUAGGCAAGAACAACAGGGUGCAUCAGGAUUAUAAGAGGAGAGAACUGCAGAGGAAGGAGACAGAUAAAGACAAAUUGAUGCCAAAGAUGGAGGAAAUGGACUGGAGAGCUCUGGGGUAAGCCCUAUAUGACAGCUGUGGAUAGGUAGGAGCUAAUGGUCCAUUGAUAUCCAAAGCCAACGAUAUAUCACACAAUAUGUCUGGAGUGUGUAUCUGUAGACCAACACAUGAGAGGGAAUAAUCGUAGUGAUGAUCUGGAUGUAAGUUGGCUCAGACGUCCCUACAGUAAACACUCACUUUCAUGUCUAAUUUAAAAACUUGUUUCUGACCCAGGCAGUGGUGGUGCAAGUCUUUAAUUCCAGCACUUCAGAGGCAAAGGAAGGCAGAUUUCUAAGUCCAAAACCAGCCUGGUCUACAGAGUGAGUUCUAAGCUAGGCAAAGCUAUACAGAGAAACUCUGACUUUCGGGGUGCAGGGAGUUGUUUCUGUUGGUUGUUAACUUAACUACAUUUGGAAUGAGCUAUAAUCUAGAAAUGUAAAGAGAUAUAUAUAUAUUUUUUUUACUCAAUUUGAAGUGGGUGAAUCUAUUUUUAGUCCAUACCUUUGAGGGAGAAUUUAGAGCAAGAAGACACAAGCCUUUAAUCCAGAUUUUGAGGUGGGAAAACACACACACACACACACACACACACACACACACCUACCUUUAAUCUGGGCCACACCUCCUGAUGGAAGUCUAUAUAAGGACAUAGAAGGAAGCUUUUGCUCUCUGCCUGCUUGCCUCACCUUGCUAGCACAUCCAUUCCCUCACUGGCAUUGUGCCCUUCGAUUUGGGGAUUCCAGCACAUACUGAAGACCAGCAGAGGCAUCCAGCCUUAUGGACUGAGCAACUACUCAAUUCUUGGGCUUUCAGUUCACAGCCCGCCAUUGUUGAGUUAACUGGAUUGAGAGACAGUCACCCUGUAAGUUCUGUUACUCUAGAGAAUGAUGACUAAUACAGUUUCUAAAGUAAAAUAUAUUUUAUUAAAAGAACACUAAAUAUUAAGAAUUAUUUAAGUUUUUGAAAAAUUUCUAAUGAAUGGUUUACCAAAAGAUAGCUGUUUUGUCAUAUCUGCCUUUUUAUUUAUUUUGUUGGGCUAUCAAAGAACAUACAGGUUCUAGGGGACUACAGUGUGCACUAGAGAAUGACAAUGCCUUAUUACAAAAUAAAUAUUAACCUCACAGACCUCCUGUCCUAUGUCCCCAUUCUUAAACUAAGGCUUUUACAACUUCCCCUGUGCUUGAGUUCUCUGAACAGAUACACCAGUGUUCUGGUUAGGUUGUUUGUGUGUGUAAACUUGACACAAGCUAGAGGCAUUUGAGGAGAGGCAUCCUCAACUGAAAAAAUUCCUGGCACUAGACUAACCUGUGGGCAAAGCUCAUGGGGUAUUUUCUUGAAUAAUGGCUGAUGUGAAAGGGUCCAAUCCAUGUGGGUGUUGUCGCCCAGGCUGGUGGUCCGGGGAGAUUUUAUAAAGCAGCUGAACAAGCUAUGGAGAGCAAGACAGUAAGUUCCUGCUUUGACUUCCCUUCAGGGUGGACUGUGACCUGGAUGUAUAAGCUGAAAUAAAUCCUUCCCUCCCUGGGUUACUUUUAGUCAUGGUGGUUUGUCACAGCAAUAAAAACACCAACCAAGACCAUCAGUCUCCAGUUGAUAGCAAUAUCCUAAGCCUAUUAACACAUUUUGCCUUUUCCAGAAAUUAUCCCUUAUCUUUAAGGGAUCCUUAAAACCUAAGUAUCAGGUCUGUGCCUGAUACUAAGAGAAUAUUGAACAGUGUAGCCCUGCCUGCUCUGCUCUGCCUGCUGUUCCCUUCUUACUCAGUCCAUUCAGUAUUAUCAUGUGCCAAGGCGUCAGGCACAGGAGCACCACUGACUAGGGAAAGGAAGGGGAGGUCCUUUGGAAGGCUGAGGCAGGGUGGCUGUAGACAGAGGAGGUGUGGGAGUUUUCGAGGACUUCCUGGGGGAAAGGCGUGGUUUGGUUGUGGCUUGUGGACUGAGAAAGACCCAGCCUGUGAGAGCUGGGGGAGCAGUGUGAACAGGAAGCAUCAGGGCCAGAAGCGACUUCAUGAAGAAACAUUAGUGGUCCAUGUGGUUAGAGCAAAUUAGAAUGUGGGAAUACUUCACUUUGGCAAAAACAAACAUGUAUGACAAAUAAAUCAGGCAAGUGUUCAUCCUUGGUAAUGUUUCCUUCUCAUGCAUCUCAAAGGCAGCUCCACGACUUUCACCCUAGAGAAGAAAAGGUCUGAAGCUGCUCCAGCAUCUGUCCCAGCACAGUGUCCCUGCACAGUCCUCUCAAAUCACUGCUAACUGCAGAAACCAACUGAAUGGGGAAAUUUGAGAGACACAUCACAGGAACUAGGAAACAUCUGGCUCUAGAGUAGGCCCGGAGGUGCAGGUGCAGCUUCUUCGAUCUCCUCUGAGGCCUGGGAUUAAACUUAAUCUGACAAGGCAGUUUGUUGUCUCAGCUGCUGUGAUCACUAUGCGCUAAAGCGAACUGGGGAGGAAAGGGCUUCUUUCAUCUUUCACGUCUGCAUUGCAGUUCAUCAUCCUAGAACAAAAGACAGCCAUAACUCUAUUCAUUUUACCAAAUACCCGAGUGGGGAGAUCAGGAAGGCAGGUUUACAGCAGAGAUGGAGUCCCUGCUACAGGUUUCAGAUGCUAUGUGAUUGGGUUCUUUAAGACAACUCAACACAAUUACCUUUCAGUCAACUAAACUGCAUUGGCAGAUUGUGGGGGACUUAGUAAUGAGCUUUACACCAGCUGCAUUUCAGGAGGUUGGGAACAUAGUCUGAGGACACAGUGUGAUAUGUGAGUUAGGGAAGAGUGGAGUGGGGACAUAGAGUGAGGGGAAAACAGACCAAGAGUGAGUCGGGAAGUACCUGGGAAUUCUAUAGAUGGAUGUUUUUGUCUCUUACAGAGUAAUUGAAUUCGGUUCUCCUUUUAGGUUCUGUUGAACUGGCUUUCAGGACACUGGGAAAUGCAGGAAGGGGAAGGGUCGCCAGCUUAGAGGUGAUAGAAAGAUUCUGAAUAGAACUUCAGUGGUCUGCAUCUUCCACAUGACCCUGACUAGUCCCUGUGUGGUCAGCACCACUUCAGUGGCUCCAAAAGGUGCUCCUCCUGCUGUGGCUUCCCGCUCUCACUUUGGCAGCAUUAUUUGAUGAGCCUCAGCUUCUUGUUUCCUAGGCACCGUCAGCUGCCUUUCACACAUCAUCAUCUAUAGACGCCUCCAUACUAACUGCUGUCCUCCAUGCCUACCUCAUACCUAGCCAGUCCUUGCUCGCACAGUGUCUCUUCUGCUUACAGAUUGUCAGUCAUGAGAACUAGCUCAUGCUUUGGUCUAUUCCUAGAAUGGAUGCCAGAGUUCCUUUUCUCAUACUGCAUUUCUCCCCACAUCCAUGUUGUAUGCCGUUAAGGGAAAGAGAUUUAAGUACCUACUACACCAAAUGCUGAGCCCAGCCUCAGAGAAAUACAGUGGUGUAUUAGGUGCCUGUCCCUCCUUUGACUCUCUCUAACAGUCAAAAGCACCUAAGACCAUGACUCAAGCUGUAGCUUGGUGCAUCAUCACAGGUGUGCAAGGACUGCAGUUUCUUCCUCUCCUCCCCUUCCUGUCACAGUGUCAUCACUCAGCCCUUGUUCCUGUUGGUGUGCCGCGGUUAGCUUGCCUGGCAGGGGACGGAGUGCAGUGUAUCAGAUCUGCAAUGUCCCCCAAGGCUCCUGUGCUGAAGGCCACAUCUCCAGACUCUGGGGAUAUAGUGGAACCUACAGUGUGUGAGGCCCAGUUGCAGUAAGUAGGUCACUGGGUCAUAACUUUGAAGGAAUUCACAGCUGCUAACUUUUGUCUGCUUUCUGGACACAAGCUAAGCAGUUUUAUGUCCUCACAGACAUGGUGAUUGUCUUACUCAAAGGUAACAGCAGGGCAAAGAAACUUGACUGAUGAAGUAUGCCAAAAUCUUUUCUCUUUUUAAGUUGUUUGUCUCAGGUAUUUUGUCAACACAGCAGGAAGCUCACUAAUGCUGAUUGCUGAAUGUUGAGAACUGUAAUGGAAAAACUUUCCAUGGUAGCAUUUGUCAAACAAUGUAAAACAAGUCUUUUUUCUGUAUACCCAGGUCUGGUGCUUUAAAGGAUAUAUAUGUAUAUGUGUGAUGAAUGAUCAAAGGCAAUGUAGAAACCCCCAAUGGAGAGUUAGUAUUUAAUACAACAACUGUGCUCUUCCAAUGGAGAUGUUGCAUGGUUCCUAUGUCCCUCGUCUAUUAUUGAUGAGACUGUGAGGUUUUUGGCUUUCAUAACCCUGAAUACCUGAGUUUCAGCAU